AUGGUAUCUCCAGUAAAUGCUCCCGCGGCAAAGAGGCGCCGCACAACGUCCGGCCUCACCGCGCAACAGAUCCAGCACAAAAGGGAACUUGACCGUAAGGCACAGCGGGCCUUACGCGAUCGCACCAAAGCACGCAUUCAAGAAUUAGAGAACGACCUCGCUCGAAUUAAGGCAUCCCAUACUCCGAGCGACCAAGCCAUCUUAGAAGAGCUUCAGAGGCUACGGGAGGAGAAUCGGCAGCUGAAAGCAUGCCUGGAGAGCAUUGGCCAAUUUGCCGCUGAAGGGCUGGAGCAGGCGAAGGCGUCUCAACCCAUGUUAAGCACACCAAUGGAAGAUACAGUCGCAGAGCAAAGCCGAAAAAGACUCGCGGAAGGCCUUGGUCAAGAAAGAUUAUCCCCACUGGCGCUGGAUGCUCUUGAAGCACCGAGUCAGUCUACCCCUGACCGAGCCUUAUUCAGUGAAGGCAGAUCACCGAGGCGACCCUCGGAGCCCCAUGACUCAACCUUUUCGGUAGCUGAGGUGGUAGUGAUUGACACAAAUAACAAUACAAGAAGGGAUUCGUGCGUGACGCGCCCAGGGAUCGCAGGGGCAUUGACAACGGAUGCCAAUCAAGCAGCGGAUGAGGCCUGGGUCACCCCGAGAGAUGCCGGAAUCGGUUACCACUCAUCUUCGACGCCUCCAGAGCCCCAGCCCGGGAUUUCGAGAUCGAUUGCCUGUGCGGAGCCCAAGCACACUUCUGCAACAUGCCCCCUUGACCAGAUCCUUCUGGACUUCAUCCUCUCGCGCCGCUCAAUGAUUGCAAGGGGAGUCCCGUUAUACGAUGUGCUGGGUCCCCCGAAGCCAUCACCGGUUGCUCUGCUCAACCUCGAAUCUUCUUCGACGACACACCCGAUCAUUCGUCUCAUGACAGAGGUACUCGGCACCUUUCACCAUGUCCCAAUGCCUGAAAAAAUGGCAUUCAUGUACCUAAUGCACCUCACUACUCGGUGGCAAAUUUCCCCAAGCGAUGAAAGUUAUGUGCGGAUACCGAAGUGGCUGCGGCCAACGGCGAUGCAGAUCACGACUCCGCAUGCUGCGUGGAUCGAUAACAUUCCUUGGCCAGGCGCGAGGGACAUGCUUAUCGACCGCCCUGACCGCUACCCGUUUGCAGUCUUUUCGGAAUUCUAUUCUGCAAACGUAAGCGUGAACUGGCCGUACGAGGUUGAGGACGCAAUCUCCAAUCUGAAUGGCCAGGUAGUUCUGAAUUCUAUCUUCGAGAAGCAUAUCCUGCGACUAAAGAACUCGCUUAUCGUCAAAAUGCGUCCCACAAUGCGAGCCGCUCAGUACAAUACCCUUACCAACGAAGUUGAAGUCAACGAGGUUCCCAUUCCGGAGCCUGGGGAAUACGACAUUCUGAUCAAGAAUGUUUGCGCAACACUGUGUCACUCAGACUUGAUGUUGUUCUGGGGUCAUACUGCUGAAAAGCCCCCAACAGACAAGGUCACUCUUGGACAUGAAAACACCGGCAUUGUUGCUGCGAUGGGUAGUAAAGUGGAGGGUUUCAAGGUUGGCGAUCGCGUUGGAUGCCUUGGUUGCAGCUACGCGUGUUAUGAAUGUGAGGGCUGUCAGGUCCACAACCUCUUCUGCAAGGAGGGAACACAGCGUUUACACGGUUUCACUACCGAUGGCCACUUUGCAGAGUACUCGCUGGCCGAUUAUCGAAACUGCAUGGUUCUUCCUGAUCAAAUGGACAUGGUGACAGCCGCGCCGCUGUUUUGUGCUGGUGUGACAGCUUACCACUCGGUCAAGAAGUGCGGUUUGGCAAAAGGCGAAUGGCUCGCAAUCAUUGGAUGUGGAGGACUAGGUCACUUGGCAAUUCAAUAUGCAAAGGCAAUGGAACUCCGCGUCAUUGGGAUUGACAUUUCAGAGUCUCAGCUAGAAUCUGCGGCGCAGCUCGGCGCAGAUCUGGUUUUCAAUCCUGCAACUAACGCAAAUUACGUCACCGAGCUGAAGGAAAAGACUGGUGGUGCCCAUGCUUCAAUUGUCUUGAGUGCCUCGGACGCCGCUUAUAAGACCGCUCCUGAUGUAUUGAGAGUAAAUGGUCUCCUCAUGAUUGUGGGUAUCCCAAAGUCAAAUCUAUCCAUCAACGCACUUGAUAUCCUUCUCGGGAAGUAUCGAAUUAUGGGGGCCAGCAGUGGUACGCCGCAGCAGAUGAGGGAACCUAUUCAGUUCAGCCACAAGCAUGGGAUCAAAGCCCAUGUAACUACUUUCACCGAUAUCAUGGACAUACAUCAGGUCAUCGAAUCGAUGGAAUCUGGGGCGAAUGCCGGGCGAUUUGGCAUUGCUUUUUAA
Molecule: messenger RNA, 2331 nt
Organism: Penicillium cataractarum
Lineage: Eukaryota; Fungi; Ascomycota; Eurotiomycetes; Eurotiales; Aspergillaceae
Product: Polyketide synthase enoylreductase
Exons: 11
Coding region: 1-2331 (776 amino acids)
Molecular function (GO): oxidoreductase activity; zinc ion binding
Source: RefSeq, a predicted model, not a curated record